UUGAGAUUCCAAAGGGCUGCCUACAAACCAAAUGGCAUCCUAGCUUUGGUAGGCUGAUGCUUCAUUUCGGCUGCUCUCGCCCCCUCUAGCGUUUGCAAAGCUCAUCUGUCUGAUUAUACAGUUACCUCACUGAACAAGAUCUUGGCUAAGUCCUGCCCAUCUAUGACAUCACCCCCUUCUUCAGCCACUGCGAGGUGAAGCUUUAAACUUCAGACUUGGAGGUGGGCUGUGUGCAGUAAACUGGAAUGCUCUCCCUCGCUCACUCCUCAGUGUAGGAGUGAUCUGAAGCAGGACAAGCUCAGCCUGCAGCUGCCGUGGGCUUUGUGUGGACUGGACGCAGAGCUUGGGAGACGGGGGAGGGCUAUUACUCCAAUUCACAGUCAAUGGAAUUACAGCUAUAGCGGCAGUGUAUAUAGGAUUGCUUUUUCUCGUCUUCCUGGAGAUGCUCAGUCCCAGUAUAUUUUAAAGAAGAGAAAUAUAAAGGAAAUUUAGUAUGCCUCCUUUUCUUUCCAUGAAGAAUUUAGUUUCCUUUACUUCCUAAAAGAGAAUACCUGUUCUUGUGUAACGUGACUGCACCAGACAUUCAGAAAAAUCAGCAAGAAGCAAAAGCUGGAAAUAGCUAUUUCACAGCAGGUAAUCAUACCUCAGGAUGUAGCUACUGUACAAAGUUUAUACUUGGAUAAUCCUGGAUGGGAAUAAAGGUAGGGGGUAACUGCCUGAAAAACCUAUUACUAUACAGGCCUUAGCAUCAUGAAUGGCUUUCUUCAUGAGGAUCUGAAGUUACUGUCUCUGACCACAUUGCACAGAAGAGCCAAUAAGAAUUUCAAAGAGGGCAAUUUCCACUAAGGGAAUUAAGCUACACAAAAGGAAACUUCACACAGAAACUCUAUCAGAAAGAAAAAAAAAAUACAUAGGAAGCCAUGUGUCCUACAUAGUAACAGGAAGCAGAACUGUUUCUGCCCCCACUUUAAUGAGCUUGCCCACCAUGCUGAACUGCAGCUGGAAUGUUCAUUGACAACAGCAAGCCUGAUCUGGAGGUGUGUGCGACAUAGGAUUACUUGAAUAAACGGUGAAGAACAUUUCCAAGGACUUAACGAAAGUUUAUAAGUCCCAGUCCCUCACCAGGAAAAUAAUAUAUGUGCAUUGGAUAUUCACCCCCGCAAAAAUUUACUCACAUCGUUCAAUAAGGGUUCUGAAGUAACGGAAGCUACCUUGUAUAAAGACCUCAACACUGCUGACCAUGAUCAGCCCAGCUUGGAGCAUCUUCCUCAUUGGGACUAAAAUUGGGCUGUUCCUUCAAUUAGCACCUCUAUCAGUUAUGGCUAAAUCCUGUCCAUCUGUGUGUCGCUGCGAUGCGGGUUUCAUUUACUGUAAUGAUCGCUUUCUGACAUCCAUCCCAACAGGAAUACCAGAGGAUGCUACAACUCUCUACCUUCAAAACAACCAAAUAAAUAAUGCCGGGAUUCCUUCAGAUUUGAAAAACUUGCUGAAGGUAGAAAGAAUAUACCUAUAUCACAACAGUUUAGAUGAAUUUCCUACCAACCUCCCAAAGUAUGUAAAGGAGUUACAUUUGCAAGAAAAUAACAUAAGGACUAUCACUUAUGAUUCACUUUCAAAAAUUCCCUAUCUGGAAGAAUUACAUUUAGAUGACAACUCUGUCUCUGCAGUUAGCAUAGAAGAGGGAGCAUUCCGAGACAGCAACUAUCUCCGACUGCUUUUCCUGUCCCGUAACCACCUUAGCACAAUUCCCUGGGGUUUGCCGAGGACUAUAGAAGAACUACGCUUGGAUGAUAAUCGCAUAUCCACUAUUUCAUCACCAUCUCUUCAAGGUCUCACUAGUCUAAAACGCCUGGUUCUAGACGGAAACCUGUUGAACAAUCACGGUUUAGGUGACAAAGUUUUCUUCAACUUAGUUAAUUUAACAGAGCUGUCCCUGGUGCGGAAUUCCCUGACUGCUGCACCAGUAAACCUUCCAGGCACAAACCUGAGGAAGCUUUAUCUUCAAGAUAACCACAUCAAUCGGGUGCCCCCAAAUGCUUUUUCUUAUCUAAGGCAGCUCUAUCGACUGGAUAUGUCCAAUAAUAACCUAAGUAAUUUACCUCAGGGUAUCUUUGAUGAUUUGGACAAUAUAACACAACUGAUUCUUCGCAACAAUCCCUGGUAUUGUGGGUGCAAGAUGAAAUGGGUACGUGACUGGUUACAAUCACUACCUGUGAAGGUCAACGUGCGUGGGCUCAUGUGCCAAGCCCCAGAAAAGGUUCGUGGGAUGGCUAUUAAGGAUCUCAACGCAGAACUGUUUGAUUGUAAGGACAGUGGGAUUGUAAGCACCAUUCAGAUAACCACUGCAAUACCCAACACAGUGUUUCCUGCCCAAGGACAGUGGCCAGCUCCAGUGACCAAACAGCCAGAUAUUAAGAACCCCAAGCUCACUAAGGAUCACCAAACCACAGGGAGUCCCUCAAGAAAAACAAUUACAAUUACUGUGAAGUCUGUCACCUCUGAUACAAUUCGUAUCUCUUGGAAGCUUGCUCUACCUAUGACUGCUUUGAGACUCAGCUGGCUUAAACUGGGCCAUAGCCCGGCAUUUGGAUCUAUAACAGAAACAAUUGUAACAGGGGAACGCAGUGAGUACUUGGUCACAGCCCUGGAGCCUGAUUCACCCUAUAAAGUAUGCAUGGUUCCCAUGGAAACCAGCAACCUCUACCUAUUUGAUGAAACUCCUGUUUGUAUUGAGACUGAAACUGCACCCCUUCGAAUGUACAACCCUACAACCACCCUCAAUCGAGAGCAAGAGAAAGAACCUUACAAAAACCCCAGUUUACCUUUGGCUGCCAUCAUUGGUGGGGCUGUGGCCCUGGUUACCAUUGCCCUUCUCGCUUUAGUGUGUUGGUAUGUUCAUAGGAAUGGAUCGCUCUUCUCAAGGAACUGUGCAUAUAGCAAAGGGAGGAGGAGAAAGGAUGACUAUGCAGAAGCUGGCACUAAGAAGGACAACUCUAUCCUGGAAAUCAGGGAAACUUCUUUUCAGAUGUUACCAAUAAGCAAUGAACCCAUCUCGAAGGAGGAGUUUGUAAUACACACCAUAUUUCCUCCUAAUGGAAUGAAUCUGUACAAAAACAAUCACAGUGAAAGCAGUAGUAACCGAAGCUACAGAGACAGUGGUAUUCCAGACUCAGAUCACUCACACUCAUGAUGCUGAAGGACUUGCAGCAGACUUGUGUUUUGGGUUUUUUAAACCUAAGGGAGGUGAUGGUAGGAACCCUGUUCUACUGCAAAACACUGGAAAAAGAGACUGAAAAAAAGCAAUGUACUGUACAUUUGCCACAUAAUUUAUAUUUAAGAACUUUUUAUUAAAAGUUUCAAAUUUCAGGUUACUGCUGCGAUUGAUGUAGUGGAGAUGCCUGAACACAAUUCUAUAUUUUAGUAUUUUUUAGUAAUUUGUACUGUAUUUUCCUUGCAAAUAUUGGAGUUCUAAACCAUUUACUUUGUGUUCUACUGAGUAAGAUGACUUGUUGACUGUGAAAGUGAAUUUUCUUGCUGUGUUGAACAAUCAGGACUGCAUUCACAUGAGAUCCUUGUAGUAUAAGCACAGGCCAUUUUUCACUUUGGUAUUAAUAAAAUGUAAAAAAAAAACUGGCUGAAUGGCUGAAUGAGAUAAAAUUUAAUUUUAAAAAAUGGUUAUGAAAUAAUGUUCCAAUUAUUAAAUUUGUAUUAUCCCAGUCAUAUUCAAUAAAUCAAAAUGUGUGAAGUAAUGGGCAAUAUCAAACUUCCUGCAUAUCUCCAUUUUUGCUCUAGGCAAAUUAAUUAUCCUUAAAAAAGUUAAGCAUAUCUUCUGAACUGAAUACAUCAGCUGGCAUAAAAGGAGCGUGAAGUCUGUUAAAGCCAUUGUCAGCAAAGCUUUGAAAAUAAAGGACUUCACAAAAAUAGUAAUGUAAAUGUGCUUCCAAGUUGGGGAGGAAAUGUGUACUUAGGAAAACAUGAAAACUUAGACUUGUGUGUAAUGAACACAAAUACCAAAACUGUAUUUUGGUUUUGCCUAUACCAUCCUGAUUUUUGAAAAGUGAAUUAUAAAUACAAAAUUGUUAGUGUUUAUGACGUUUUUAUUAUAAAGGAUGUCAGAGAAACUUUAUGCAUCUUAAAAAUGUAAUUAUAAGCGAUUCCCCAGGCCGGGCGCGGUGGCUCACGCCUGUAAUCCCAGCACUUCGGGAGGCCCAGGCGGGCGGAUCACGAGGUCAGGAGAUCGAGACCAUCCUGGCUAACAUGGUGAAACCCCGUCUCUACUAAAAAUACAAAAAAUUAGCCGGGCGUGGUGGCGGGCGCCUGUAGUCCCAGCUACUCGGGAGGCUGAGGCAGGAGAAUGGCAUGAACCCGGGGGGCAGAGUUUGCAGUGAACCGAGAUCGCACCACUGCACUCCAGCCUGGGCGACAGAGCGAGACUCCGUCUCAAAAAAAAAAAAAAAAAAAAAAAAAAAUAAGCGAUUCCCCUCAACAAUCCAGAGAAAGUAGUUCUUUAAGAGAUAAUUUAAAGAAAAAUAAAUACUAGACAUCAAAUUUAGAUCUGGUUUAUAUCAAAGGUUUAACACUGUACAUAAAUGUUCAAUUUACUUUUACAAAGAUCAAGAUUACUGCCCAUUACUGUCACAAUUUUCCAGAUAUUACAUAAUGAACUUGUAAUGUAACAUUUCCUUCUAGCUUCCUACUGAAUUGUGAGCUAUUACUUGUUGAAAAACCAUAUCACUUUUCUUUUGCCAUGAUUUUUUUUUUUUUCAACAAAAAACCAAAGUGCAUUGUACGCCCUUUGGCCAGUCUUGUAUGUGCCUUGAUCCAACGCUACAUGUAUUCAGCUUUUAAAACUCGACAAAUUUUUCAUACUCCUUAAAUAUGAAAAAUUAUGGUCUUAUUGCUGAAUAAAACUUUUAAAAAGUACAGAAUAAUUGUGCUUGCUUUUUCAGGAUUGUGUUACUAUCACUAAGUAGCAAAUUGCCCAGCACAUUAGUCCUAAACGUCCCAUGUAUUUUUCUAGGCAUAAAAAUAAAAGUUGGCUAAAAAUUUUAAAAAAUCAA
Symphalangus syndactylus (siamang) is the source of this 5060-nucleotide messenger RNA. RefSeq names its product fibronectin leucine rich transmembrane protein 3 (gene FLRT3). Gene Ontology annotation, molecular function: protein binding. The record is from RefSeq and is a predicted model, not a curated record. NCBI's taxonomy places the organism in Eukaryota, Metazoa, Chordata, Mammalia, Primates, Hylobatidae.